Molecule: messenger RNA, 5695 nt
Organism: Aspergillus heteromorphus CBS 117.55
Lineage: Eukaryota; Fungi; Ascomycota; Eurotiomycetes; Eurotiales; Aspergillaceae
Gene: pld3
Product: phospholipase D
Exons: 1
Coding region: 43-5562 (1839 amino acids)
Biological process (GO): cell motility
Molecular function (GO): catalytic activity; phosphatidylinositol binding
Source: RefSeq, a predicted model, not a curated record
AUCCAGCUUGCUUACUGAUGCCAUUGCUUUGUCUCCAGUAGCAUGUCCGAUUUCACGGUCAAUCCAUCGGAAGUGGGGGGCUCUGAGAAUACCCCCAAUCGUUACUACUCAACAGGGCCUGGGCCAAUGUCGUUGAACGGUCCGAGGUUGUCCUCGUCGCCUCCACCCCCCUCGUUGACAAAGGAUGAAGUGGACGAAGAAGAUCAAAUGGGUGAUACAGUCGCGGUGAAAGGUGUGAGGGAAGCCCAGCAUGAUCUCAAAGGAAAAUCGCGCGCCGAACACACCAACGGUUCUUGGGAGGAAACGUGGGAUACCAAUCGCCCCGAUAAACCGGCGUCACUGAGUAUUCGACAACCAAACGAUGCGACGGGAAAUCUGCAAUAUUCCGGAAGCCGGAAGCCACAAACUCCAUUGUUGGGAUCCUCUGCGUCGCCUCGUCGCCCCAGCGUGCAAUUUACCCGAGACACUCCUGAGGUCGACCUUGCUGAGGAGCCUCCUUCUAGGCCUUCCUCUAUUAAAGGCGAAGAUGCGGAUCCAGGCCUAAAAGGACGACAAUCUCUGCUUACGAAGUUGAAGUCCUUUGCGGUCUCGCCUUCGUUCGCUUCUCACUCACGUUCAGCCAGUGGCGCCACGCUCAGCGACUUAAGGAACGCCAACAAUGACCUGGCCACCCCUGGCUCGGAGAGGGGUGAGUUUCGCUUCCCAAACACCUUGGAAGAGGAGGGGAGCGACAUUGAUGCCGACGCGGAAGAGAGUGCGGGGGAACAACGGGCCCAACAGCAGAAGAAGAAGAAACUGCCACGUCGGCGACAGCGGGACGAGUCGAUGCCUCCAACACAGCCAAAUACACCCAAAUUUACAAGUCGCCCGUCGUUUCAUCUACCAAGCUCGUUCACUCCCUUCGAAAGCUAUCGCUCGAACUUCUUUCCCCGAAGGGGUAGCACCGGAGAUUUCACUCCUCAACACCGCGAGGGUGUCUCGGAAGAUGAAGGCCGCGAUCGUCUAAACAGGGAUACUGCAUGGAGGCGGAAAAGCGCCUGGCUUGCCAAUGCUCGUGGACUUACCUACAGCGGACGCCAGCUGGACACUCAAAAUACCCAGGAUGAGAGAAGACCCAGCAACCUGCGACGACUAACCGGGUUAGCUGGACCCUCCGAGAAUGCUGAAGGAAUAGCGCCGCCCUGGAGGCGCCACCGGGCCGAUCGUGGCUCCAGCCUUAGUGCUCAAAGAUGGCGGCAGAUAAAGGCUGGACUCAAGUUGAUCGGACAACGGCGCAAAGUUGACAAUACAGUCGACCAUGCAAAAUCGGCGGAACUGCUCGCCGAGCUAACCUCGGGAGUGCCGGCCGCCUUGAUUCUGGCCAGCAUGUUCCAGCGGGAUGAACACGGCAGUAAACGCAUUCCCAUUCUGCUGGAGCAGCUCAAGGUGCGGGUCACCGAUAGUAAGAUCGAUUCUCACUCCGGAGACCGCCAUCUCGUCUUCCGUAUCGAACUGGAAUACGGAAGCGGCAUGACACGGAUGAAGUGGAUUAUCUACCGGACUUUGAGGGAUUUUGCCAACAUACACUUGAAGUACAAGCUGCAUUUUGGAACGCAGAAGUAUAUACAAUUACGGAACACCGAGGGCGCGCAGAACCUGCCGCGGUUUCCUCGAAGUGCGUUCCCAUACCUUCGAGGCGUUCGCGGGCUGGAAAGUGAUAUGGAAGACGAAGAGGAUGACGGUGGCUAUGAGACCGCAGCGGAAGCCACCAGUGGCAACGAGAGGGGUGGGAGAAAGCAGCAAGCACAACGACGCCAGUCGGGGGGUGGCUUGUCUCGGAGACAGUCGAGCGUAACCAAUCCGGAGGGGGAGAGUGCUGCUGGGGCUCCUGGCCCCGUGGAAGCAGGGCAAGCGAAUAAAAAGGAGAGCUACCCUGAAAGACAACGGAAAAAGCUCGAAUCCUACCUGCAGAAGUUGAUUCGGUUCCUCAUCUUCAAGCCUGACAGUAAUCGUCUUUGCAAGUUCCUGGAGCUGUCGGCCCUGGGUGUCCGACUUGCGGCGGAAGGUAGCUAUCAUGGGAAAGAAGGCUUCCUGGUCAUCCAGUCAUCCAAGGGCCUGGACUUUCGCCGGGCCUUAACUCCUGGGAUGGUGAAGAAGCGGCAUUCACCCAAAUGGUUCCUCGUCAGACACAGCUAUGUCGUCUGUGUCGACUCCCCAGAGGAGAUGAACAUCUAUGAUGUGUUCUUGGUCGACGCCUUCUUCAAGCUCCAAACCCAGAAGGUCAGCCUGCGAAACCAGAAGGCAAAGGAUUUCGCGAAGUCGGCCACGGAGUCAGCCAGGCACCCACAGCACCACACGCUGAGGCUCGAGAACUCGGAGCGAAAGCUUAGACUGCUAGCCAGAAACGAGCGCCAGCUUCAUCAGUUCGAAGACUCGAUUCGAUUCAUGGUCAACAACACCCCCUGGGCAAGACCGAACCGCUUCGACAGCUACGCCCCGGUCAGACACAAGUGUUUCGCACAGUGGCUGGUGGAUGCGCGUGAUCACAUGUGGGUUGUGUCGCGCGCCAUCAAUCAAGCGAAGGAUGUCAUCUACAUCCAUGACUGGUGGCUGAGCCCCGAGCUCUACAUGCGCCGCCCUGCGGCCAUCAGUCAGAAAUGGCGUUUGGAUCGCCUGCUCCAGCGAAAAGCCCGCGAAGGAGUCAAGAUUUUUGUCAUCAUGUAUCGAAACAUCAACUCUGCCAUCCCCAUCGAUUCAGAAUAUUCCAAGUUUUCCCUUCUCGAUCUGCAUCCCAAUGUCUUUGUGCAACGGUCUCCGAACCAAUUCAGGCAGAACACCUUCUUUUGGGCGCACCAUGAGAAGCUUUGCAUCAUUGACCACACCUUGGCUUUCGUGGGGGGGAUUGAUCUGUGCUUUGGACGCUGGGAUACGCCGCAGCAUCUUCUCACGGACGACAAGCCCACCGGCUUUGAGACACCGGAUGGACCGAAAGAUGCGGAUCACUGCCAGCUCUGGCCUGGCAAGGACUACUCAAACCCUCGGGUACAGGACUUCUAUGACUUAGACAAACCCUACGAGGAGAUGUACGAUCGCAAUGUUGUCCCAAGAAUGCCGUGGCAUGACAUCUCGAUGCAUGUGGUCGGCCAACCGGCUCGAGACCUCACCCGGCAUUUUGUCCAGCGAUGGAACUAUAUCUUGCGCCAGCGAAAACCUACUCGUCCCACGCCGUUCCUACUGCCCCCACCUGAUUUUGAGGAGGCGGACUUGGAAGCUCUUGGUCUCGACGGCACCUGCGAGGUCCAAAUCUUGCGCUCGAGUAGUAUGUGGUCGACCGGUACCCCUGACAUUACGGAACACAGCAUCAUGAAUGCCUAUGUCAAGUUGAUUGAGGAGUCCGAGCACUUCGUCUAUAUUGAGAACCAGUUCUUUGUGAGCACGUGUGAGAUCGAUGGAAGAAAAAUCGAAAACCUGAUCGGCGAUGCACUCGUGGAACGCAUCACUCGAGCGGCGAAGAACAAAGAAGCCUGGCGUGCUGUUAUCGUCAUCCCCCUGAUCCCGGGCUUCCAGAACACUGUGGAUAGCGAGGGUGGAACGAGUGUGCGUCUGAUCAUGAUGUGCCAGUACCGUAGUAUCUGCCGCGGGGAGACUUCAAUCUUUGGGCGGCUCCGGGCCUUGGGGAUUGAUCCUGAAGAUUAUAUCCAGUUCUUCAGCCUUCGAUCCUGGGGGAAGAUCGGCCCCCAGAAGCAGUUGGUCACCGAGCAGCUUUACAUACAUGCCAAGUGUAUGGUUGUCGAUGAUCGAGCGGCCAUUAUUGGGUCCGCAAACAUCAACGAACGCUCUAUGCUGGGAUCUCGAGACUCAGAGGUAGCAGCUGUCGUGCGUGAUACGGACAUGAUAUGGUCGUCCAUGAAUGGUCGCCCCUUCCUCGUUGGACGGUUUCCACACACCCUUCGCAUGCGCCUCAUGAGAGAGCACCUCGGCAUCGAUGUUGAUGAACUGAUGGAGCACUCCAUGGCGACCGAGGAAGAACUCCGCAGGAUCGAGAUCGCCGAAGAAGGGUCCAAGUCACCCGAAAGCCAUGAGCGGCCUGACUCGGAAUCUCUGAUGCUAGAGAAGAAGGACGAGAGAGACAUGAUCGAGCGUCGCCACCGCAUUCAGGACGAAUUUCUCUCCCGGUCGGAAGACAUGCAUAGCUUCAACCACGAUGUUGACUGGGAGCAGGGCAACAAUCCUAACCUCAAGUCGAACCGGAAGCUCACCGCCGACCCCAGAGUCACCUCCAACGCCGAGCACAGGAAGGAUGUGGACGGCUUUGGCCCGGACAAUCUUCAUACCGCUCGGGAAGCUGGAUUGGGGGACGCUCGCGAUUCCGAGUAUCUGAACGCGAAGACGGAAGUCUUGGUCUCUCCCCUCGCCUCCGAGGGGAAGGGCACCGUCCAGCAGCCGAAGAAACAUGCCUCGUCACGUAGUGGUGACAAAGACACCCCUCGGGCUACAUGCGCCCCUACUGGCCCGGAAAAUGACGCGAUGCAGGUGGUGGAAGGGCUGUCAGCUGUCCGUCACCCUGCGCUACCAUCGGAGAACGAAACCGAGAGUAGCCAUAGUGGCGGCCUGGCGUCCCCUCGGGAUCGGCAUGACACUACGACCAAGCCUUCCCACUUGUUCGCUCCCGACGUGAAACACGUCUUCAUUGACAAGGAUUGCAUGAGGGACCCUGUGAUCGACCUCUUCUACUUGGACACGUGGCACGCGGUAGCCGACAAGAACACCAAGAUCUACCGGAGCGUCUUCCGCUGCAUGCCCGAUAACGAGGUGAAAUCGUGGAAGGAAUACAAAGAGUACGCCGCAUAUGGAGACCGCUUUGCUGAGAUGCAGAGCCAAUCCAGUGCCAAGGCCUUCCAACCCCCCGGCCAGCGACAGACCGGCCCACCUGGUACAGCAUCGGGCCUCGCUGGAACAGCUGCCGGCCUCAAGCACAGCCUUCCUCUCCAUGGUCAGGGUCAGAGUACCGAAGGCGAGAAGGCGGAUCAUAAGGAGCCCGUCGAAAGCCCUGCGGUCCUGACCGCAGACCCCAGUCACAAUACCGAUGCGCAGCAGCCUAGCCUGGCGACUCCGGAGCCUACAGACGAGAAAUCCGCGAGAAGGGCGGUUGACGGGCCAGCACCGGGACACGUGCAGACUGGACGAAACGAAGAAAGUGGCUCGUCCGGAGAGGAUCUUGAGAAACAGCGGUCCGAUCCGCCGCUUAUUGAUUAUUCCGAGGCCUUGAAUCGGAAUGCGACAGGCCAAUCUCGGCGGCGCAGACGAAGGGCGACGACGCUCGGGUCGAAACGAGACUUCCAUGCGUCCGACGAGGUAAUGGACAAGCAGCGGGCGGAGGAUCUCUUGAAUCAAGUACAGGGGCAUCUUAUUCUUUGGCCCUACGAUUGGUCGGUCAACCCCCUGCCUCGCGUAUUGCGACAUCGAUUGUCAACCCUACAGCUACUGACCGACGGUGUGGUAUAUAUAUAUAGGCUUGAAAAGGAAGAACAGGGCGGCAAUUGGCUUUACACGCUUGACCAGAUCUCCCCGCUAGAAAUCUAGUAAGUAGCCUGUUCCUGAACUGAAACAUCUGCGCCGUGUCCUUUCUAACUCUCGAGUAGCAACUAACCCAAUGUUCGACUGGCUUUCUCGGCCUGGACACGAGGCUCUGGCCAGGCCAACAUGUCGUCCCAUU